AUGCCUUCUAACGAUGCUAUGAUUAGUCGUGUCUGCCGCACCUUCAGCGAUGCCUUUGCGAAGGAUGAGGCGACGGCACGCGAGCAGGGAAAGAAGUAUUGGAUCACCCGCGUGCUGGGCUCCGGCGCCACGGGCACUGUCCUCUGCGGGAAGCGGGUGUCGGACGGGGAGUCCUUCGCAGUGAAGGUGGUGGACAUGGAGGGCAUGUCGGAGGCCGACAAGAACCGUGCCCAGGCAGAGGUCCACUGUCUGCUGAGCUGCGAUUUCUUUUCCAUUCUUAAGUGUCACGAGGACUUUGCAAAGAAGGAUCCGAAGAAUGAGGAGAAUGUGCUGAUGAUAGCA
This is a messenger RNA of Trypanosoma theileri, 342 nucleotides long. RefSeq names its product putative serine/threonine protein kinase. The annotation marks the transcript as partial. Lineage: Eukaryota; Euglenozoa; Kinetoplastea; Trypanosomatida; Trypanosomatidae. Gene Ontology annotation, molecular function: ATP binding; protein kinase activity. Gene Ontology annotation, biological process: protein phosphorylation. The transcript has a single exon. The record is from RefSeq and is a predicted model, not a curated record.